Molecule: messenger RNA, 2633 nt
Organism: Wasmannia auropunctata (little fire ant)
Lineage: Eukaryota; Metazoa; Arthropoda; Insecta; Hymenoptera; Formicidae
Gene: Rbp6
Product: RNA-binding protein Musashi homolog Rbp6
Exons: 16
Coding region: 959-2188 (409 amino acids)
Cellular component (GO): cytoplasm
Molecular function (GO): RNA binding
Source: RefSeq, a predicted model, not a curated record
GCGUCGAACCUCUCGCAGAGCGCGUCGCACGUCCGAGUACCGGCCGCCGCCCGUCAUCAGUAGUCGCCGUACCGCGCAGCCACGUAACCUCUCACCUUCUUAGUUUUUAGUAGUCGGUAGUGUGAGGAGAGUGCGGAGAGAGAAAGAGAGCGAGAGAGAGAGAGAGAGAGAGAAGGAGAAAGUAAUUGGCGAAGGGAGACCAAGGGAAGAGAAGUAAUACCGGAGUCAAAAGAGCGAGCGAGAGGUCGACAGCCUUUUUCCCUCGUGUAUACUCUAUUAGUCGUCGUCGUCAUCGUCCUCGUACUCAUCCUCCUCGUCGUUGUCGUCGUCAUCCUUGCCAUCGUCAUUGUCGUCGUCGUUGUCACCGUUGUCAUCGUGGCGCGACAAAGCGCGGGGUAUAUAUCCUGAUCCACAACCCGUUUCGCAUACACUCCUUCGCCGUCAAUAAUCGCGCUUUCGUCUAGUAGUGCCGCGCGAUUAUCAGCGAACGCACCAUCCCUCCAUAAUCCGGAGUGACCGAAAGGUAGAUAGAGCGAGAGAGACAGAGAGACAGAGAGAGAGAGAAAGAGGAAGACGCCAGAAGGAGCGUAAUCGAGCGUGAGCGAGCGAGAGAGAGAGGCUUUGAAACCGUAGUUGGAGCACCGGCACAACUGGAGCAAGUUCGGAGCGAGGGAAGUCUCGCGCGUGUCGUGACACCACCCCCUUCGUACGUCACGAGCUCCGCCGCGACGACGCUCGCCGCUACCGUCGGCGACGAGAUUACCGUCGCGAGCACCCGAGGACACCGUCCGCAGCGAUUGCAGCAACAGCAGCAGCAGCAUCAUUGUCCACGACAGCACUAGACAACAGCACCGCUACUCCGCUACGCGAGCGAACUCGCCGACCGCCGUCGCUGCCACCCCGGGCACGCGAGAGCCUAGCGACGACGACGACGAGUAAUCGUGCGCCGCGCGCUGCUAUGGAGUCCCAGAACCAGGAGAUCGUAGCGAGCGGUUCGCCCGCCGAGGUGCCCAACGAUCCAGGGAAAAUGUUCAUCGGCGGCCUAUCUUGGCAGACCAGUCCAGAGAGCCUCAGGGAGUAUUUCACCAAGUAUGGAGACAUCACAGAGGUCAUGGUUAUGAAAGAUCCCACCACACGACGAUCAAGGGGCUUCGGAUUCAUCACAUUCGCCGACCCUGCGAGCGUAGACAAAGUGCUGGCGCAGGGCAAUCACGAACUGGACGGCAAGAAAAUCGACCCAAAGGUAGCAUUUCCUAGGAGAACACAUCCAAAGAUGGUGACAAGGACAAAGAAGAUAUUCGUCGGGGGAUUAUCGGCGCCGACGACGCUGGAGGACGUCAAAAAUUACUUCGAACAAUUCGGUCCGAUCGAAGAUGCUAUGCUGAUGUUCGACAAGCAAACUAACAGGCAUAGAGGCUUUGGAUUUGUUACGUUUCAAAGCGAGGAUGUCGUCGACAAAGUCUGCGAGAUCCAUUUCCAUGAAAUCAACAACAAAAUGGUCGAAUGCAAGAAGGCACAGCCAAAGGAAGUGAUGCUCCCAGCGAAUCUGGCGAAGACGCGAGCGGCCAGCAGAGGCGCAUACGAUUUUAUGUGGUCUCUGGGAGCAUUACCUGAUGGUUUCCCAGCGGCGGCGUACGCGGCAUACGCGGCGGGCCGCGGCUAUUCUGGGUACCCUAGUUUCGGAUUACCCUACCCGACAGGAGUGCCGGCGGUGUACUACCACGGAACAGGAAGUGAGAAUGCAGGCCGCGCGUAUACAGAGGCGCCGAUGCAACACGUCCAACGCAAUGCACUCCGGAAGAAAUUGGAUCUAACCAAUGGACAACUCACCCCAAACAACAACACGCCCUUACUUACACAAGCACUUUCUGUGAUGAACAACUACCAGGCGGCCGCAGCGCAGGCCGGAUUCCCGCCGGCGUCGCCGCACGCGGCCGGCCACGGUGGGCCGCAGGGCCGGUCUUUCCCGGCGGCCAAUUCACCGGGCCCGAUUGACAUGUACAGCUCGAGCGCCGCCGCCGCAGCAGCAGCCGCAGCCGCGGAUUCCGCAGUCGCAAGCUACGUCCAGGCCGCAGCUAGCCCGCAGCCCCCCACGACCGCGUUCCCCGCGAUCGCCGUAUCCCGUGCCCCGCUCAACUACAGUCCCGGUCCUCUAAUACCAGCGGCGUUCACUAAUGGCUACCAUUGAGCCUUGUUAAGACCUAAUAACAGGAUGGACGAGACGGCAGAACGCAGCACGGUCGCCUGAUAUAAUAAGCAACACGGACGAUUUGCGGCAGCUAAACACACAGUGGACGAUCUCUGGACGAAAAAAAUAACACAUACACGCCUACUGUAUAGAUACAAAGAUAUAAAUAACGAACAAAAGUUGCAAUUUAAAAAAAAAACGGAUAAUGUCGAGAAGGCAACUUAUCAAGUAAGAUUCAAUCGAUGCAACUUCAAAAUCCGGAUUGUAAAUAACCGGAUGUAAUAUUACGCGAAUAAUGUAAUAAUUGCAUUAAGAAAGAAUUUAGAGCAUUAGUCGAAUCCAGUUGGAUGCAACUAUAGAUAGAGAGAAGAAAAUUAAUCCUGUUGAUGAGUAAGAGAAAAGAAACUGACGCGCAACGGGGGAAGACGUCCAGAGAGAAAGUCAG